Messenger RNA from Malus domestica (apple), 1955 nucleotides. The record is from RefSeq and is a predicted model, not a curated record. Lineage: Eukaryota; Viridiplantae; Streptophyta; Magnoliopsida; Rosales; Rosaceae.
ACGCACGCUUCACCCAGAUUAGACACACACAGCCUUCAAUUCUCUCUCUCUCCUCUUUCUCUCACUACAAAGUCCUCAAUUCCAUUUCAGUCCCUCCAAUGGGAGAGAGCUCAAUGGGUGGUGCGCUGGUCCCCACCGUGAAAUCCGAAUACUUCCAGGACUCCGCCGCCGAAACGGCGCCGUUUGACGACGAGCCGGACAAGGACAUGAAGUGUCCGAUAUGCAUGCAGAUCAUCAGAGACGCCUGCCUCACCGCCUGCGGCCAUAGUUUCUGCCACGUCUGCAUUUCAACUCACCUCCGCAUCAAGAGCGAUUGCCCUUGCUGCGCUAGCUCCCUCACCCCCGCCAGCAUUUUCCCCAAUUUCUUGCUCGACAAGUUGCUGAAAAAUGUUUUGGAUUCUCGGAUGGCGAAGAAUUUUGAACUUCUUAGUCGGAAAUUGAACAAGGGCUGCGAGAUUUCGAUCAAAGAGCUGGACGGCCUUUUGUCCUUGCUGGAAGAGAAGAGGAGAAAAAUGGAGCUACAAGAAGCCGAGAACAGCAUGGACAUCAUGCUUAGCUUCUUACAUUGUCUGAGAAGGCAAAAGCUUCAAGAGCUCAAUGAGUUAGAGGCCGAUCUCAGGUACAUCAAGGAGGACAUUACUGCCGUUGAGAGGCAUAGACUAGAACUAUGCAGCUGGGAACAGGAGAGGUCCGCAAAGCUGAGAAUGCUUGUUCCCGGUGAUCAGCAUGGCAACGGCAUUGCCUGCAGCACUCAAUAUGUGCAAGACCGGAUGAGUUCUUUCAACCUACAGAACAAGAGAGCUGAUGUAAACGGGCAAUCAAGCUCCAAGCUGCUCCAACUGAAGGAUGCUUAUGGAAGGUCUGAAAUGCAGUGUGUUACAACACGAGGAGUACUAUCAGUAGCAAGAAAAAGGCGUGUCCAUUCGCAGUUUAAUGAUCUACAAGACUGCUACUUGCAAAAGCGACGAAAUUGGAACAGACAGGAAGAGGACACAAACGCCAUGGACAUAGAAGGUUACAAUCCAGGCCUUGAAGAUUUUCAAUCUGUGCUUGCAAGCUUUACACAAUACAGUCGAUUGAGAGUCGUUGCUGAACUGAGUCACGGUGAUCUUUUUCACUCUGCUAAUAUUGUGUCAAGUAUAGAAUUUGAUCGUGAUGAAGAGCUCUUUGCUACUGCUGGAGUUUCACGGUGCAUCAAGGUUUUUGAAUUUUCCUCGGUGGUUAACGAACCAACCGAUAUCCACUGUCCUAUUGUGGAGAUAUCCUCACGAUCCAAACUUAGUUGCUUGAGCUGGAAUAAGUACACUAGAAACCAUAUUGCUAGUAGUGACUACGAGGGGGUAGUAACUGUUUGGGAUGUAAAUACUUGUCAGAGUAUGAUGGAAUAUGAGGAGCAUGAAAAGCGAGCUUGGAGCGUUGAUUUUUCAUGCACCGAUCCUUCAAUGCUUGUGUCCGGAAGUGAUGACUGCAAGGUCAAAAUUUGGUGCACAAAGCAAGAACCAAGUGUUCUUAACAUCGACAUGAAGGCAAAUAUAUGUUCUGUCAAGUAUAAUCCUGGAUCCAGCUUUUUCGUGGCAGUUGGCUCUGCUGACCAUCACAUUCAUUAUUAUGACUUGAGAAACAUCAGCCAACCACUGCACGUGUUCCGUGGGCAUAGAAAAGCUGUUUCGUAUGUAAAAUUCUUGUCUAACAACGAACUUGCUUCUGCAUCCACUGACAGCACACUGCGGUUGUGGGACGUAAAGGAAAACUUGCCCUUGUGCAUGUACAGAGGCCACAUGAACGAGAAGAACUUUGUAGGUCUUGCAGUAAAUAAUGAAUACAUUGCUUGUGGCAGCGAGACAAAUGAACUGUUCGUAUACCAUAAGGCCAUCUCGAAACCUAUGACUUGGCACAGAUUUGGCUCUUCGGAUUUAGGCGAUAAUGACGACGAUCCAGGACCACACUUUGUAUAA